GUCGACUCGAGGAGACGUUGGAAAUCGGCCAUCAGUGUCCUAUCGUCUGAUGAAUCUGUAGUGUGGGGGGAUAUUGUAAUUCUACCAUCAAAUGUUUCUCCUGCAUUGUCAAUAGAGAUCAGGGCUUCAUAUGAGCUUGGUCGAAUGCUAGGGGGUGGAGAGGUAAUCGGGGAACUUCAAAUGUCGUGGGAUGAGGUACUUGAUCAUGGAGAUCACCCAUUUGAUCUAUCGUUCCCAGUCAUGCGCGGUGUCCAACCUUCCAUCACACUGAAGGUUGCUGUUGUACAUGCUUGGGACGAUCAAAACGGCACACUGUUUGAUUCCCUCGUAGACUGUAAAAUUGCUCGAGACACAGAUGCUGCCCGCGUACGACUUGCCAGAUACGUGAGACGCAAGAGGGUCUCUUACUUGAACGGUGCUGUAGAGCAUUUUCAGUUGGUUCUGAACCAGUGUCCGGUCGGCCAUCCAGACCGCGCAACAGCUCUCACCAACCUCGCGUGGGUUUGCCUUCAAGGCUAUAUGCGAAAUGAAUUUCAAGAUAUCGAUACUAUCACUUCCCUCUUCCGCGACGCCCUUGCAUUGCGUCCGCAGCACCAUCCCGAUCAUCCCUUAUCCCUAUAUAAUCUCACCGAAUCGCUGAAUUGGCGCCACUCCAGGAAAAGUACUGCCGCAGACAUCUGCGAAACGGUCCAACUCUAUCAUGAGCUACUGCCCCUCUGUCCAGAGGGCACGUACCUUCGUAGAUUCGCGGGAGGGAAAAAUGGUGUUGAUUAUGUGAUCGACGGAUGCAGUCGUCUUCCAACAGACGCAUCCGAUGAAGGCAUCCACCUUCGAAGAGUCGUGCUCGAGCUCUGUCCUCUGGGCCAUCGACUUCGUCCCAGAACUCUCGACGAGCUUGCACGAGCAGUUAAAGCACGGUUUGAUGAGCACGGCGGCAUCGAUGAUCUUGACACGAGCAUACAGCUUGGUCGUGAAGCCGUGUCUCUGUGUCCCGAGGGACACGCUGACCGUGGUGCCUACCUCAACAACUUGGCCUUUUCACUCAGGUCCCGCUUUAGGAAUCAAGGCAAUCCUAAUGACCUCGACGAGGCCAUCUCUUUAUAUGAAGCAGCGCUGCACCUGCGCCCUGUUGGUCACAAAUCUCGAGAUUUCUCAUUGGACAACCUAGGGGGCGCCCUCGCCGACCGUUUCAACAAACGGGGCGACAUCGAAGACAUGACCCAAGCCAUCAUCCUCCGUCGCGAGGCCCUGACGUUGCGCCCACUUGGGCAUCCACGUCGUGACACCGCCCUUAACAACCUUGCCCUCGUGCUCCAAACUAGAUAUGACAAAUCGCAAGUCAGCGAGGAUCUGAACGAGGCCAUUGAUCGGUAUCGAGAAUCCCUUCGGUUAAGGCGGCUCGACCAUCCAACACGCCAUAGAAUUCUUUACAGUUUGAGCUUGGCGCUCUGCUCUCGUUUCACGCAAGCUCAGAAAAAUGAAGAUGUUGAGGAGGCCAUUGCUCUUUGUCAAGAAUCGUUGGCGGCUCUGUCUUCACUGCACCCGGACAGGUACUUCAGCUACAUGUGGCUGCAGGAGGCCCAUUCGUCUCGUCACCAGAUUUUACAUGAUCCUGCUGAUUUAUCGCUUGCAAUGGAGAACUUCAGACUCGCAUCAAGACAUUCUACUCAAGGGUUCCCAGAACGCAUCAUUGGCGCAUUUAAUUGGACCGUUGCAGCGGAGCAGCAUGGUCAUGGAUCCGCGCUAGAAGCCUACUCGACAUUUUUCGAGCUUCUGGAUGCUCAUCUAGCCACACGGUCUUCGGCAACUUCACGACGCGAAGCUGCCGCUGCCUUCCAUUACGCCAGAAGACUCCCAGCAAAUGCAGCAUCAUGUGCCAUCCGCUGUGACGAUCUACCACAUGCAGUUGAACUUGUGGAGCAGGGCCGUGGCCAGCAAUGGUCGCUGGCAUCCCGACUCAGGACUCCGGUUGAAGCCCUUGAGUCAGCGAAUCCGGCACUGGUGCACAAUUAUUUGGAGCUGAGCAUACUCGUUUCCAGCGCAACCCAGAGUUCUGCACCCAUCACUGACAGAGCUGCUGGUGAUCGGGCAGUAAUGGAGUACAGGAGACUUACAAGGCAAUGGGAAGCUGCGGUUGCUGAAAUACGUGAUCUUCCGGCGUUUUCGCGGUUCCUACUCCCACCUUUGUAUGCAGACCUACAAGCGGCAGCGCGCCAGGGCCCGGUCAUCAUCCUCAUUGCGAGUGAAUACUCGUGCAACGCCAUCAUCGUCCGGACAUCAGGAGAUCCCCAUCAUGUUCCCUUGCCAUCUGUCCGUCUCGCAGAUCUGACCAAUCUCAAGGACCGCUUCGCCAGGGCAAUACGACAGGCAUCUACCAUGAGCCCCAAAUUGCCGCGAAACGAUCUAAUAGUCCUCUUGCGGACAGUUUGGGACGAGAUAAUGCUACCCAUCGUCAACGUCCUCCGGCAUGAUCUGAAACUAAAAUACUGUCGAAUCUGGCUGUGUCCAACUGCAGCCUUCACAUCUAUUCCUCUCCACGCAGCUCACCCGUUUCGAACCAAUCCAGAUGGCUCUAGGGAGCAAUGCCUGGAGGAUCUCUACAUCUGCUCUUACACCCCGACACUUUCGGCUCUGGUAAGAUCCAGACAGACGAUGAAGAAGCGUGUCACUCCAUCCUUCGUGACAAUCGGACAGGGUCAACCGGGUGCAGGGAAAGGCAAGGCGCUCAAGGCCGUCGACAGCGAGCUCGAGCUUGUCCGUAAGCUCGUCCCUGCGACGGCCAAGCGUACUACUAUUUCUGGAGACGCAGCCACACGAGCAGGUGCGCUCGAAGCUCUGCAGCAGAACACCUGGGUGCACCUAGCUUGUCAUGGCAAGCAGGACCCUAAGCAGCCUUACAAUUCACAUUUCGUCAUGAAAGACGAAGAUCUGACGCUGCUCGAUAUCAUGGAGAUAGAUAUUCCGCACGCCGAGUUUGCUUUCUUAUCAGCGUGUCAUACCGCCGUCGGGGAUGAGGAAACACCCGACGAAGUAAUUCACCUCGCAGCCGGUCUUCAGUUUUCAGGGUUCAAGAGCGUCAUUGGGACGCUGUGGCAGGUCGACGACUCUGUCGCAAAACACGUCGUCAAAGCCUUCUAUGAGAAUAUGUUCAAAGAUUUGAAGGAUGGAGGUGCGAUGGAUUGUACGAAGGCAGCCUGGGCACUGAACCGUGCCACACACGCUGUGAAGACGACAGUGCCGCUGGAGCAAAGGAUGGUUUUCGUUCAUAUUGGUGUGUAG
Suillus fuscotomentosus is the source of this 3279-nucleotide messenger RNA. RefSeq names its product CHAT domain-containing protein. The record is from RefSeq and is a predicted model, not a curated record. Lineage: Eukaryota; Fungi; Basidiomycota; Agaricomycetes; Boletales; Suillaceae. Bases 145 to 3279 code for a protein of 1044 amino acids. The transcript is spliced from 4 exons. Gene Ontology annotation, molecular function: protein binding.